GAUUCCAGGACAUUAUAUAAAAAAAAGUGUUUUUGACAUUGACAAAUGCCAACUGCCAAUUGCCAACUUCUCACUUUUGCGAAUUUUGGUGAGAUUGGAAUUGGAUUUUAGGUUAUGUAUAGAAAAAUAUUGCAUUUUAUGUAGAAAGAAGAAUUAAAUAUAGCAAAUAUGAUAGUUUACACUAACCAGAAUAACACAGCAACGCUAAAAUUGCUUAUAGCUGGGAAAUUAUCUGGCAAAGCUUUUACAAUUCGAGCUGCUUCUCUGGAAGCACAAUCAACAGAUGUCUUCCCCGGACCAAGAAUUCUGCCCAUUCUUGAAGUGAAUGAAGACUUGAAGUUCUUCAGCAGCAAUGCAGCGACACUGUACCUUUACCCUGACUUAUCAGACAAUGGGCAAUGUCACCAGAUACUGGAAUGGGAGGCAACACGACUCCAACCGGUGGUAACAACAGUACUUACCAGUAAAUCUGUGCCCUCUGACUUGAAACAAGCGUUGAACUCCUUGUUACUCAUGAUUGAGGGGCUGUUGAAGAAACAGAAAUAUAUCAUUGGGGACAAAAUAUCAUCAGCAGAUAUUUCAGUAUGGAGUACAUUAUAUCCGAUUGCAUUCAACAAGACUUUAAAACAAGCCUACCUCAAUGAAUUUACCAACAUCACAAAAUGGGCAGAGGAGUUCGCAUCCAUUAAAGCUGUUGAGGAUGCUCUCAGCCAAUGGGAUGGAACUGUUGAAGGGCCGUUUGUUCCAAAUUCAGCUUUGGGUGUGCCACAAAUCACCAAUAUGGUUUCACCUAUUGGAUCACCAGAUGAAUCUCCCGAGCUGUCUGUAACAGCAGAAGAGAGAGAAGCAGCGAAGGAGAACUUUUUGAAUGGUGUGAAAAGUUUGCCAGAACCCUUGAAGUCUGAAAAACCAAUCUUACCAGUCAAAGGUCGAAAGAACGUGCUGAUCACAUCUGCGCUGCCGUACGUAAACAAUGUACCGCACUUGGGCAACAUCAUUGGCUGCGUGCUCUCAGCUGAUAUAUUUGCAAGGUACUGUCGGCUAUGUGGUUACAAUACGUUGUUUGUAUCUGGCACAGACGAGUACGGCACCGCCACUGAAACCAAAGCGCUGGAGGAAGGCAUAACCCCACGCGAGAUCUGCGACAAGUACUUCGCGAUCCACGACGCGGUGUACCGCUGGUUCGAGAUCGGAUUCGACUGUUUCGGCCGCACCACCACCGCGCAGCAGACCGAGAUUGCUCAGAGGAUGUUCUUGAAGCUAAUGGACAACGGUUUUGUCACCAACCAGUCCGUCAGCCAACUGUUCUGUGAAAACUGUCAGAGAUUCCUGGCUGACAGGUUCGUAGAAGGCACGUGUCCUCACCCCGGCUGUCUAUACGACGGCGCUAGAGGUGACCAGUGCGACAAAUGUGGAAAACUAAUCAACGCCAUAGAGCUGAUAGAGCCGCGCUGCAAAGUGUGUGCCCAUAGACCCACCGUCAGACCUAGUGAACAUCUGUUCAUUGAAUUGGGACAGUUGGAGCCGUCAAUCCGCACGUGGUUCAACACAGUAGAGGGUGGGUGGUCGCCGCCCGCUCGCGCCGUGACGCGCGCGUGGCUGCGCGACUCGCUGCGCGCGCGCGCCCUCACGCGCGACCUCAAGUGGGGGGUACCGGUGCCAGUGCCUGGGUACACUAACAAGGUGUUCUACGUUUGGUUCGACGCGCCCAUAGGCUACCUCAGUAUAACGCAAUGCUUCACUCAAAACUACGAGAAAUGGUGGAAAAAGGAUAAAGAUUAUGACGUAAAGUUAUACCAGUUCAUGGCCAAAGAUAAUGUUCCAUUCCACGGAAUUAUGUUCCCCGCUACCAUCAUAGGAGUGAAUGAGGGUCUCACACUGGUUGAUCAUAUAUUUGCUACAGAAUAUUUAAAUUACGAGGAAGGAAAGUUCUCUAAGUCCAGAGGUGUAGGCGUGUUUGGAACCGACGCUCAGGAGACCGGCAUACCAGCGGACGUAUGGCGGUUCUACUUGGCCAGCAUCAGGCCGGAAACUUCCGACUCCAGCUUUAGUUGGACGGAGCUUGGCACCAGGAACAAUUCGGAGCUGCUGAACAACCUGGGCAACUUCUGCCACCGUUCGCUGAGUUUCUGCGCCAGCACGUUCAAGGGAGUCGUGCCGGACAUGACGCUCACAGACGCUGACUAUGAGCUCAUAGCACUCGUUAACAGGGAGAUCGCUGCGUAUGUGAGCACGAUAGAGCGCGGGCGGCUGCGCGAGGGGCUGCGCCACGUGCUGAGCGUGUCGCGGCUCGGCAACCAGCACAUGCAGGCCGCGCAGCCCUGGGUGCUGCUGAAGGGCUCCGACGACGACAAAGUAAAGGGCGCGACGGCGAUAGCUCUGUGCUGCCAGCUGGUGGCGCUUCUAUGUACGUUACUGGCGCCCUACGUGCCCGCCACCUGCCGCCGCCUGCGCGACCAGCUCAACAUACACGAGGAGGCGCUGAGGAUCAACCCCCAGAAGCCAUCCUUGGUCCGGUAUUUGCCGGCUGGUCACACCAUCGGCAAGCCGGAGCCCCUGUUCGCCAAGCAGGAGCCCGAGCUGAUCGAUAAGCUGCGCGCCAAGUACGCGGGCUCGCAGAGCGACCGCGCCAAGCAAAAUGGCGAAGUUCCACAGACUGCAGCCGAAUUAGAAGCGGCUAUUGCAGCCCAGGGUGAAAAAGUAAGAAAACUGAAAUCGUCGACCAAAGACAAAUCAAUAUGGCAACCGGAAGUAGACAAACUGUUAGCGUUGAAGAAACAGUUGUCAUCACUUCCGGCGCAACAACCAGCUGUGAACAACACAGCUUACAGCGACAGUGUUGCUGACUUGGAGAAGGCUGUAGCGGAACAGGGCGGCAAAGUGAGAAAACUAAAAUCUACGACCAAAGACAAAGCGGUGUGGCAACCGGAAGUAGACAAACUGUUGUCAUUAAAGAAACAGUUAACGGAAGCGCAGACGCAACAGAAGAGCAGUGCUGCCAAUGUUGCCAGUAAUAGUAAUAGCAGCAGUGCUGCCGACUUGGAAAAAGCUAUCGCUGAACAGGGUGACAAAGUGCGUAAACUGAAAGCAUCGACAAAAGACAAAACAAUAUGGCAGCCGGAAGUCAACACACUAUUGGAUCUCAAAAAACAACUUGCCGCUUUGCAAGUCAACAAUAAAUAGAUAUAGGAACGUCGCUAAUACAGACAAUAUUUAUAAUGUCCAAUAAUUAAUUUUAUUUUGCUAUAUUCCGGAAAAAAAAUAAAGCCAAAAAAAUUGCAAUUGCCUAUUUUGGAAUCAAUAUCUUUAGGCUAGGAGAUUAUAAUAAUAUUGAUAUUAAGGUCGGACUCACUUUCGAAUAUGAAUACGAGUUGUCGUCGACAGUGACUGCCCACAACUGAUGCACCUGAAUUCUGACACUGCCGUGCGCACGAUUUCCCACCCCCGCAGUCAUACGUCCCCCGACACUCGCAUACCAUGGGAGUGUCAUCAACGGAAUUGCCAAGCUAUCGUAUUACUAAAAUCCGGCCACUCAGAGAUUGCGUUUCUGACAUCUGUCAAUGUCAAUGAAAUAUUUUAAUAUCUUUUAUUAACCUUAAUAACGAGUAAUAACAUUAAAAAUUUAAUAAUUAUACUGUCAACUUACAAUAAUUAAUUUUGGGCUACAUUAUUAACAUUUAAUUAAAUAACAAAUAUAAAAAGGUGACAUUGACGCAAUCUCUGAGCGGCCGGCCUUAAAUUAUUGCUACUUCUAUCCUUUUAGAGUAGUAUGUUGGGGUGAAACAAUUACAAAAAAGUUGAAAAAGUCCGCCUAUUUCAUUGGCCCACUAUCUUAUAGGAGAGGCCUUUAAAUUCAAACCUCAUAAAGACCUCUUGAUAUGAAGCUUAUAAGCUUACCAGAGAACUAAGACCACGAAGCCAUUUCAUGUUAAGUAUGUGUAACAUUUUUGGAAAGAUAUGGUUUUCACAGAAAAUAGCAAAAUAAAAUUGUUAUUAAUUUUUAUUAUAAUGAAAUAUUUAUUUAUUACUUUAUACUAUACCUUUGUCUCACGCAGGCAAAGUGUAAUGCGAAAGCUAGUGCGGCAUACGAUUGGUGCUUUGUAUCUCAUUAAUUUAUACUCUAUUUAUUUUUCCAGCAUUUUGUGAAACAAAAGUUCAGAAUAAUAUUUUUUUUAAUUUUUAUUCAAGAAAAAGAGUAUUAUGAUUUACCAAUUAAGUUUUUUUAAUGUGUUCAUUACAAUAUAGCGUCUAGCGUAUUUUGUAUUGAAUAAGUUGUAUUUGUAAAUGUGGCACAUGGUAUGUAAUAAAUAAAUGAUUGUGGAGGUA
Messenger RNA from Bicyclus anynana (squinting bush brown), 4326 nucleotides. RefSeq names its product methionine--tRNA ligase, cytoplasmic (gene MetRS). Lineage: Eukaryota; Metazoa; Arthropoda; Insecta; Lepidoptera; Nymphalidae. The record is from RefSeq and is a predicted model, not a curated record. The coding region runs from base 169 to 3183 and encodes 1004 amino acids. Gene Ontology annotation, biological process: methionyl-tRNA aminoacylation. The transcript has 24 exons. Gene Ontology annotation, molecular function: ATP binding; methionine-tRNA ligase activity. Gene Ontology annotation, cellular component: cytosol; aminoacyl-tRNA synthetase multienzyme complex.